This is a messenger RNA of Capsella rubella, 472 nucleotides long. Its product is annotated as GATA transcription factor 23. Gene Ontology annotation, molecular function: sequence-specific DNA binding; zinc ion binding. Bases 1 to 378 code for a protein of 125 amino acids. Lineage: Eukaryota; Viridiplantae; Streptophyta; Magnoliopsida; Brassicales; Brassicaceae. The record is from RefSeq and is a predicted model, not a curated record. Gene Ontology annotation, biological process: regulation of DNA-templated transcription. The transcript has 2 exons.
AUGGAUCCAAGAGUACAGAUACGAUCUCGUUCAUCCACGUAUGUGUCAGGGAGAAUGGAAGAAGAGAAGAAGAUAACUAGGUGUUGUAAUGAUUGCAAAACCACCAAGACACCAAUGUGGAGAGGUGGACCAACUGGUCCUAAGUCACUUUGCAAUGCAUGUGGAAUCAGAUUCAGGAAACAGAGACGAUCAGAGUUAUUGGGUAUUCAUAUUAUUCACAGACACAAAACCUUAAACUCCAAAAAAUUAAAUCCAAAAACUUCAUCAUUGUCAUCACACGGUGGCGUGGCUGUGAAGAAACGUAGGAGGAGUCUAAAGGAAGAAGAACAAGCUGCUUUGUGUCUACUAUUAUUGUCUUGUAGCUCUGUUUUUGCCUGAGAGAAAGAAAAAACAGAGCAUGUCUCGCUGAAACACACUGUUUUGUAACUUUUGUCCUCUGUUUUGUUGACCUUCUAUAUUCAUGUUGGGCCUA